Messenger RNA from Magnolia sinica, 995 nucleotides. RefSeq names its product cytokinin riboside 5'-monophosphate phosphoribohydrolase LOG7. Lineage: Eukaryota; Viridiplantae; Streptophyta; Magnoliopsida; Magnoliales; Magnoliaceae. Gene Ontology annotation, cellular component: nucleus; cytosol. Gene Ontology annotation, biological process: cytokinin biosynthetic process. Gene Ontology annotation, molecular function: hydrolase activity, hydrolyzing N-glycosyl compounds. The record is from RefSeq and is a predicted model, not a curated record. The coding region runs from base 140 to 784 and encodes 214 amino acids. The transcript has 7 exons.
CGAACCCUUUUCUUAUUUCCAUGACUUGUGGGAUUCAUAUAUAAAUACUCCCACCCUCUCUCUUUCUCUUUCUCCAUUCAAAGAGAUAGUUGAAGGAAAGUUGGAUAUAUAGUGAGAGGAAAGAGAUUCUUUGGAAAUCAUGGAAGAGAGGAAAUCCAAAUUCAAGAGGAUUUGUGUCUUCUGUGGAAGCAGCCCAGGCAAGAAAAUCAGCUACCAAGAAGCUGCUAUUCAGUUGGGAAAUGAAUUGGUGGAAAGGAGGAUUGAUUUGGUGUAUGGAGGUGGCAGCGUGGGGUUGAUGGGGCUCGUUUCUCUGGCCGUUCAUGAUGGAGGGCGCCAUGUUUUAGGGGUUAUUCCCAAGACUUUGAUGCAAAGGGAGAUAACUGGCGAGACUGUUGGUGAAGUGAGAGCUGUGUCUGACAUGCACCAACGAAAGGCUGAGAUGGCUCGCCAAGCUGAUGCUUUUAUUGCUCUGCCCGGUGGAUAUGGGACCCUCGAAGAACUACUGGAAGUCAUUACAUGGGCACAGCUCGGAAUCCAUCAAAAACCGGUGGGUCUCCUGAACGUGGAUGGAUAUUAUAAUUCCUUGUUAUCGUUUAUCGAUCAAGCUGUUGACGAAGGUUUCAUCGCGCCAGCUGCCCGUCGAAUCAUCAUAUCUGCUCCAACAGCCAAGGAAUUAGUCAGGCAACUUGAGGAGUAUGUGCCAGAACAGGAUGAAGUCACAGCCAAGUUGAUCUGGGAGGCUGAACAACUAAGCUAUGUGCCUGAAACAGGUGUUGCCACGUGAUUGGCUUGGGAGAUGGACCCCACAUUUUGGCCUAACAUAUAAAUAUUUAUAUAAAAUACAUAUACUGUGAUCCAACCGUUGAAUAGCACAUACACGAAAACUAGAAAAUGUUAUACGUAGUCACGCCCAGCAGCAGCUUUGUUUUGGGGAUUUUGUUGGUUUUGUCUUUUGAUGAAUCAAGUGCAAAAUUAUUGACUGAUUAGACGGUCCA